Molecule: messenger RNA, 1653 nt
Organism: Sinocyclocheilus grahami
Lineage: Eukaryota; Metazoa; Chordata; Actinopteri; Cypriniformes; Cyprinidae
Product: tripartite motif-containing protein 16-like
Exons: 7
Coding region: 1-1653 (550 amino acids)
Molecular function (GO): zinc ion binding; protein binding
Source: RefSeq, a predicted model, not a curated record
AUGGCAUCUCAGGAUGAGUUAUUGUGUGCUGUGUGUCUAGAUGUCCUGAAGGAUCCAGUGACCACUUCCUGUGGACACAAUUACUGUAAGAGCUGUAUUACAGACUGCUGGGAUCAGGAGGAUCAGAGGAGAGUCUACAGCUGCCCUCAGUGCAGACAGACCUUCAGUCCAAGACCUGCUUUAGCUACAAACACCAUGCUGGCUGAAGUGGUGGAGAAACCGAAGAAGAGGAAACACUCUGCUGACUGUUAUGCUGGAGCUGGAGAUGUGCAGUGUGACGUCUGUACUGGAAGAAAAUACAAAGCCGUCAAGUCCUGUCUGGUGUGUCUGAACUCUUACUGUCAGAAUCACCUCGAACAACAUGAGAGUUUGUUUAAAGGAAAGAGACACAAUCUGACUGAUGCCACUGGACGACUGCAGGAGAUGAUCUGCCAGAAACAUGAGAAGAUCCUUGAGGUUUUCUGUCGCACUGACCAGAAAUGUAUAUGUGUGCUGUGUAUGGAUGAACAUAAAAACCACGACACUGUAUCAACUGAAGCACAGAGGACAGAGAAGCAGAAGCAGCUGAAGGAGACACAGAAGACGUUCCAGCAGAGGAUCCAGCAGAGAGAGAAAGAUCUUCAGCAGCUGAGAGAGGCUGUGGUGUCUCAUAAGCAAUCUGCAGGGGCCUCAUCCAGGACAGUGACGAUUCUGUUUACAGACAGGAAGUUAAAGAGCUGGCUGUCUGGUGCAGUUAUAACAACCUGCUCCAUUGAGAGAAGCCGCUCUGAGCUGAUACGGCUGAUCAGAGAUCAGGAAAAGACUGCAGUGAGUCGAGCUGAAGGACGACUGGAGCGACUGGAGAAGGAGAUCAAUGAUCUGAGGAGGAGAGACGCUGAACUGGAGCAGCUUUCACACACACAGGAUAAUAUCCAGUUCCUGCAGAGUUUCCAGUCUCUCUCAGCACCUCCUGAAUCUACAGACGUAAAUGAUGAUCUCUUCAGUUCUCUCUUCUCUUCUGAUGCUCUGAGAGAAUCUGUCCAUCAGCUGAGAGACAAACUGGAGGAUUUCUGCAAAGAGGAGCUCAAGAAGAUCUCAGACAGAGUCACAUUCACCAACAUUGUUCCCGGGACCAUGAACAACUUCCUACAAUAUUCCCAUCAGCUCACUUUGGAUCUCAACACAGUGAAUAAAAGCCUCCUUCUGUCUGAGAGCAACAGAGUUAUUACUUACACUGGCACAGAUCAGUCGUAUCCUGAUCAUCCAGACAGAUUUGAUGUGUAUCGUCAGGUGUUGUGUAGAGAGAGUGUGUGUGGACGCUGCUACUGGGAGGUGCAGUGGAGUGGAAAUAUUGGUGUGUUUAUAUCAGUGUCAUAUAAGAGCAUCAGCAGGAAGGGAGGUGAUGAGUGUUUGUUUGGACGUAAUGAUCAGUCCUGGAGUUUCUUCUGCACUCCCUCUAGAUAUUCAUUCAUACACAAUAACAUAGAGACUCGUCUCCCUGUGAAGCACAUCAGCAGUAGAAUAGGAGUGUUUGUGGAUCACAGUGCAGGAACUCUGUCCUUCUACAGCGUCUCUGACACAAUGAGCCUCAUCUACACAUUUCAGACCACAUUCACUCAGCCGCUCUAUCCUGGGUUUAAUAUUCAUAAAGGAUCAUCAGUGAAACUGUGUUGA